AUAUAUCUUAGUAUCGAUGUACAUCGCGUACAUGUGUCAUAUGGUCUAGUGAUUGCCGUCUUGGGCAUUGCUUGGACAUCGAUCACUGUGGUUGCGCUUCCAGUUUGUGGCAGUGCAUCCCGACAUGUCUAUUUCCAAGGCUGAGGAAUCGUUCUUACGAACAUCAAUCCUUUCAACCCCACCGAGCCGAGCCGAUGGACGGCUACUGAACGAAUUUAGAAUGAUAGCUGUCAAUCGGGAGGCGGUAUUUGGACGCGUCAAUCUUGGAGGGACCGAUGUCAUUGCUGCGGUCAAACUAGAAGUCGAAAACAUUGGUCCCACAGGGGACGGUGCAGAAGGGGAAGGAAGAGAUGGGGGGAGGGUUGCCUGCGCGAUAAUAUGUGCACAGUCAGCGUACCCUCACAAAUCUCCACAAGCCUUGGACGAGGCGUCCGCAGAUCUGACAGCUUUAUUUACCCCUAUCCUCGCUUCCUCCCUCACACCGUCCUCUCAACUCACCAUUGUGCCGCACAAAAGAAGUUGGCUCCUCGGAAUUGAGGCGAUCAUUCUCGCCGAUGACGGGAAUGCUAUAGACGCAGUUAUGGUUGCAAUACGAGCUGCCUUAUGGGAUCUUCGUAUUCCACGGACGAAGGGGGUGCAGUAUGUUUCAAGACCAACCUACUCCGGGACGUACACAGCGUCUGCCGAUGCAAUAAAGGGAAUAUUAACAGAAGGGAAACGUGUCGAUCCUGCCGACUUCGAGUUGGAAGACUCAUAUGACGAGGGAAACCCGCUUGAAAGGAGGGAUGAGUUACCUGUGUGCGUCACCUUGAAUCUGAUUGGAUCGACGUACUUCCUUGAUGCAUCUGCUAGAGAAGCCGAUGGUGUGCAGGACAGGCUUUCCUUGUUCUAUUCCUUCUCUAAAUCGGCUUCACUCAACGGAGUUUCUCACGGGAUGCAUUACUCUGGACCCAGUGAGCUCAAGUUUGGGGACGUUGGUCCUUUAAUACAGUCAGGGGAAAAACAUGCUAGCGAACUGUCAGCAGCUCUUAAUUCUAUGUUCAGAGCUGAGGACGUUAAAAAUGCGGCUGCUUUGCGACGGUGACCUUUUAACAGGAGCACAGUAUGAUGCGCUUUAAAAUACCCUUUCGGAGAGUCUCGU
Messenger RNA from Cantharellus anzutake, 1141 nucleotides. Its product is annotated as ribosomal protein S5 domain 2-type protein. Gene Ontology annotation, cellular component: nuclear exosome (RNase complex); cytoplasmic exosome (RNase complex). Gene Ontology annotation, biological process: TRAMP-dependent tRNA surveillance pathway; U4 snRNA 3'-end processing; nuclear polyadenylation-dependent rRNA catabolic process. The transcript has 6 exons. NCBI's taxonomy places the organism in Eukaryota, Fungi, Basidiomycota, Agaricomycetes, Cantharellales, Hydnaceae. The record is from RefSeq and is a predicted model, not a curated record. The coding region runs from base 125 to 1084 and encodes 319 amino acids.